Mobula hypostoma (lesser devil ray) is the source of this 3397-nucleotide messenger RNA. RefSeq names its product DDAH family member 2, ADMA-independent (gene ddah2). The record is from RefSeq and is a predicted model, not a curated record. The coding region runs from base 711 to 1559 and encodes 282 amino acids. NCBI's taxonomy places the organism in Eukaryota, Metazoa, Chordata, Chondrichthyes, Myliobatiformes, Myliobatidae. The transcript is spliced from 6 exons. Gene Ontology annotation, biological process: arginine metabolic process; positive regulation of nitric oxide biosynthetic process. Gene Ontology annotation, molecular function: dimethylargininase activity; amino acid binding.
GCAAAGUGAAAAGGGUAGAACGAGGGAACCCCGGGAGCGGAAGCCGGCAGCACAGUACAGAUAAAGGGCAAGAGAAAUAAAAGGGAGGCUAAAAAUCAGGGGUGUCCCGAGAGGAGUGGCAAGAAAGAAACAAAGAGCAUAAGGGAGAUUGAAAGAGGGCAAGGGAGGGGAGGGAGAAGAGAAGAAAAAGAUAGAGUCUGUAAGAUACAGACGGGGGCAACUAGAAGCGGAAUCGAACGAACAGUCAGUGAUCGGAGGCAGGGGAAAUAGAAACAGUGGACUAACUGUAUUAGGGAAUAAAAGAGUUUUGUAGUUGAAUUUGGGGGGGGAAGGUCAACUAUAGGGAAACGAGGGUAAAAGAAAGGGAGCAUUUAAGGAGGAGAAGGGCAUUGGGAUAAAUGGGGGGACAGAAAGUGGGUAAAACAGAUAUGGACAGUUAGAGGGAGAGGGCAAUCGGCGGGAAAAUCGAGUCCGCAGAAGCGAGAUUCAAAUACUGGAGAUAUAAUCAGACAAUUUGCAAACCGGGGGAGAUUAAACCAAUAUAAACUAUAAAUAGAAAACAAAACCAAUUGAGCAAUUGAAAUCAAUCAGUCCUUGAUAGGAACCAAUCAGGGCAAUUGAAAUUGGAUUUAAAAGAGUUCGUGGGUUGCCCGGUAGAAGGAGUUAGUUGGGGUCUACAGGGUUGGAUUAGGUGCCUGCGAUCAGAGUUUAUGGCACAUCUCGGAAGGUACACCCAUGCCAUCGUCAGGGCCGUCCCGAAUGCGAUGCUGCAGCGGGAGAGGGAGGAGGUGUCGGGCGGAGCGGCCUCGGAGUUGAAUGUGGCCAAGCUGCAGCGGCAGCUCGGGGUCUACACCGGUAUCCUGAGGCAGAAGCUGGGCUUGCAGGUGGUGGAGCUGCCGGCGCAGGAAGAGCCUGGCUGGCCUCACAGCCUCCGGGUGGAGGACAUCGCCGUGGUCCAGGGCGACACGGCACUGCUCACGCGUCCCUGGGACCCAGACCGCAGGAAAGAGGUGGACACUGUGAAGACCAUACUGCAAGAGUUGAAGUUGCGUGUACUGGAAGUGACUGACGAGGAAGCAACUCUUGAUGGCAGUGACAUCUUAUUCACAGGACGUGAAUUCUUUGUUGGGAUCUCAAAAUGGACUAAUCAUAAAGGAGCGAAAUUUGUUGCAGAGGCUUUUAAGGACUUCACAGUGUCUGAGGUGCACAUCCCUGAGCCUCAUCAUCUCAAGAGCUUCUGCAGCAUGGGAGGUCCCAGCACGAUUGUUGUUGGGAGUAGCGACCUUGCUCGAAAGACAAUCAAGGCAAUGGAGCAACUGACAGACUUCACCUACGAAAAACUGACUGUGCCAGAUGACGCCGCAGCCAACUGCAUCUACGUGCGGGUCGCUAACAAGUUUGAUACGCUGGUGCAUCGGUCGGCUGAGGAAUUUCCAGAAAGCUCUGCAGUUUUCCAGAAGCUGCCAGACUACACGCUAAUACCAGCCUCCUGUACAGAGGUAGCAAAACUCGGAGCUGCCCUCAGUUUUUGCUGCAUUCUAAUCAAUAAGAAGUAUUAAGAACCGGGACCCAGUUAAGGCCUCUCAGCCUUGGCUCAACUGUGGAAUAGAAUAGAAUUGGCUCUGAAUGAUUGGAUGCACUGGAAUGCUUGCAUCAGGAAUCUGUUGCUCCUCCCCCUCAAAUCCUUGUCUGUAAGGUGUGUGUGUGUGUUUGUUUGUUUGUGAGUGAGUGAGAGAGCGUGAGAGAGAUCGGGCCCCAGCCCACAAGCAAUUGAGCAAAGCUGUAUUGCGUGGGGAAAGUCUGGAGAGGGCAGUGUAGUGACAUCUAGUGUUUUCCUGCAUUAUUGCAGCUUUUGCUCUGGGAAUUAUUCGGGAUAUGGAUGAUCAUUGUCCCUUCGUCAGGAAAUGUGGAUCCUGGUGGCUUUCAGGAACUUGUUAACUUUUCUAUUUAAUAUUUUUUUUUAAAUACCGAAGUGCUUGACAAUAUCUAUGGGUUUUCUCGUUUCCUACCACAAAUUCUGGCCAUCUGGAGGGGAGUACUGGGAAUUCCAGUGUUUGAUCCUAGUUUGUGGCUCGUUUGAGCAUAUUGUGGAAUGUAGGGAGUCAAGAAUCAAUGAUAUUCCUGGAACCUCGCCAUAACCCUGUUCCUUAUACAAUGGGACAAAAAUGUUAAUACUAUUGAAACACAACGUUCAUCUUUUUAAAAUGUUCACAUUGCUGUAUUUCAUAUUUUGGGGUCAAAUAAUUGAAUGAAAAGGUCGGAAUACAUCCUUUUGCGAUUUUUUAGCUGUUGACGGCAUUUCCUCCACGAAGGCUUUCCAAUCUUCCCCUUCAGUUAUUUCCAGAAGGCGAUGUCUAUUGUUAUCAGGAAAAUCUUCGUCUUUCUGUUUUGAAGGAAGAUAUAUUUUAAGCUGCUUUUGCAUCUAACACCGCAGGGAGACGGCAUCCUCCUUACCUCCUCUGCUGAGAGUCUGUCCAGGUGAGGAGGGUCAACCAUUCUACACAGCUUGAUGCAAAUAUACUAAGACUUGUAUUUUUGACCCCUUCAAGCCCUGCUCAGAUGCCGGUAACGCAAUUCCCUUUGACCACCCUGGUCCCAACUCCUCACUGACAUUUGUAGCAACUGGUAUUGGAGAGAGGGGGCAGCUGCCUGCUGUUCCGCGUGUUGCCAGCAGGCGCCGCUCGUUCCCGCAGUCGCCGCGUCCCGCUUCGUUGCAGAUGCAACAGCGUCCUCUGGAGUUGGAAGUUGGGGCUGCAGAAGUUCAGAACCACUUAUGCUUUUAACAUUAACUUUGUGAUCCUAAACUUGUACUAACAGUACGGCAUAAUUGAGCGUGGCUGUUUGUUCUUGUAAUGCGUUCAAGUAGAUAUUUGGUUUAACGAGCAGAAGGCGAGCAACUUUAUUCCGAAAAGGGAUAACGUGUGCUAUGUGUUGGUCGGGCGCUUGAUUUUUCUGUGGCCUUAUUCGUGACCCCUGUGCCAGCGAGUAUUAACCGAACGUUAGAAGAAGGAUAUUCUUUCUUAUAAUGUUGCUUGAUGAACUAAAAAUAUCUCCAGCUUGUGUGUGGGUCGUUCUUUAUUAUCCAAACCCAGGAUCACUAAGUGAAGCUGAAAUGGCCUCGCAUGCGAGUUGUGAGACUAGAUAUAAACUCUGAGUGCUCUCCCAGUACUGGACUGAUCUUUCGCCAAAGCUGGCUUGUAUGUCUGAAACCAGUCUUUACGCGGGAUAUUCCUGUCGUCGCUGUAGCCCGAUCAUCCUAAAAUGUAUCAUGUCACACCUCCGUUCUGUGAGAGCACAUUAGGGAAGAGCCAGUCACACGGUACUUUGACCACUUUUUUGUAUUGAUUCCUCCUCACCCUUUUUGUAAGCAAUUAAAAAUGAAAAAUGCAGAAUAUAA